This is a messenger RNA of Pipistrellus nathusii (Nathusius's pipistrelle), 765 nucleotides long. NCBI's taxonomy places the organism in Eukaryota, Metazoa, Chordata, Mammalia, Chiroptera, Vespertilionidae. The record is from the annotation of a GenBank genome assembly.
AUGAAUCAAAGCAGCAAUGGAUGUGUGAAAAAGGUUAGCAGUGUGAAUCUUGACAAACUUAUAAGUGACUUCUCACAGAUAGAAAAGAAAAUGGUAGAAACUGCUGGAAGGAACAACAUACUGAAUAUGCAGUUGGAAAAAGCUAACUGUUUAUUAAAAGGAAUGCAAACAAAUGAGACCUCACUUAAAGAAGAAUGUGCUACUCUUCAUAAUAUGGUAAAAGGGCUACAACAGACCAUCGAAUAUCAACAUAAUUUGAAAGGUAAAAAUGAACAACUGAAAAGAGAUGCUGAUCUUAUGAAAGAAAAGUUAAAAUCUCAUGAACAGGAAUAUAAGAAUAGCAUUGCCAAACUUAUAAGUGAAAUGAAAAUCAAAGAGGAAGGACAUAAGACAGAAUUAAAGAAACUUUAUCAGGAUAUGCAGAAAAAAGUCGAAUUAAAUGAAGAAAAGAAUAAAGAACUGGUAAAGAAAAUGGAGAUGGAAAUUUCAGAGUUAAAUGCAAAGUUAAGAAUUCAAGAGAAGGAAAAACAAACUGAAAUAAUCAAACUACAGCUAGAGUUUGAUGGCAAACUAGCAAGAGUUCAAUCUAAGCCAAAAUCAUAUCAAGAUUCUACUGUUUUGCCACAGAGUAUCUACAGAAGGAAGCUUCAGCAUCUUCAAGAGGAAAAGAACAAAGAGAUCGCGGCUCUCCGUGACACCGUUCGAGACCUCGAGCAGCGCCUCUCCGCUGGCAAGGAGCCUCAUCUGAAACGCAGACGGUUCUAA